UUGUAUCUAUUAUUUGACAAAAACGACUGAAUUAACGUAAUAAUAAUAAAAUAAUUUUAAUAAUAAUAAUAAUAUGAUUUCAGCUGUUCGUUCUUCAUUAAACUAAUUUGGCCCUUCUCGGAUAAAGUCGUGAAUUAUCGUUGAAAUUUUAAAGCAAUCGUUGAAACUCGGGUGGUGGUAAUUUUUUAAUUAAAAUUCUCGUCGAAUUAUUCUGGUUUUUUUUUAAUUAGUUAUUUGUUGCAAUGCACAAUGCGUAUAUUUGAAUUGGAUGUGCGUUGCAUAUAAAUUAGAGACGAUGAUUCCGACUGUAAAGUAAACAAGUUGUCUUUUGUUCUUUUCAGAUCCUGGGCAAGGGCCGUGUCCCUGAGUCGUGUAGAAUGUGAAGGAACUUUCCGUGCCGCGAAUGGGGAAGGCCGUAGACCUUCGGAUCCCACGAGACUAAAGCUAAUUGCCUUAAAAUACUAAUUACUUGGAUAUUCGCUGUGCUUAAUUACGACAAUCUAGUUGCUUCCGCGUUCUGUUUCCGCGCGACUCGGGUGAUAUAUCGCGUUUUUUUUUAUUAUUUUAGUCUGUCUUUGACCGGAUGCAUUAUUGAUUCAGGCGAUGCCUAAUCAGAUUCGUGCGUUUUCCAUCGAUCUGGGUUCUUUGUUUUUGUUUUGCUUCUGCUUGGAUUUCAGUUUCUGUUGAAGGUUUCUACGAGCAGACGGAGCGGAAGAAGUGAGCGGUAUUUGUUGCUGGUCUGUUGGCUUGUGGCUGGUAUUGAGUGAUCCUUUCGUGAAACGUAGGAGGUCGGCCGGCAAGAUGGAGGCCUACGAACCGAAGUCGGGAUGGGUGUGAGGUGGCUCUGCUCGCCGUCAAAACCAGUCCAAAAGUCGAUCCUGCCACGAACCAUACCACCUCAACAGAUAGCAUAGCAAACAAAGACCGUGGAACCAUUGUUUAUAAAUAUAGUACGCGCGUUCGCUGCAGCCGCAUGCAUGCAACAACGAUAAGAGAUUGUCAAAGUCGUGCAGUUGCAUAAUUGACAACAACAUUUCAGUAUGUGAGUAUACCGUCGCCUCUAUUAUUAGAAAAUUUUCACUAUUUUCAGCGGCAUUCACACUGACAAUCUCCUGUAGUGACUGUAGCCGCAACAACCGUGCUAAAUAGCACAACGACAAAGAACCGACGCCGUGCAGAUGUUUGAAUCGCUCGCUUCAAAAAUGUGGUCAACCUUAGAACCCGGAAGUUCGCCAGUGGAUUGGUGCGAGGAGAAUUACACGUUUUCGCCGAUGAUAGCGGAAUUCGUGAACACGGUCAGCAACGUUCUGUUCUUCAUUCUGCCGCCGGUGCUAAUCCACCUGUUCAAAGGGUACGGGAAGAUCAUCAACCCUGGUAUACAUGUGAUAUGGAUACUCUUGAUAGUUGUCGGUUUGUCCUCUGCGUACUUCCAUGCAACCUUGAGCCUUGUUGGACAAUUGCUGGAUGAGCUUGCCAUUCUCUGGGUGUUUUUCGCUGCUUUCUCCAUGUUCUUCCCUAGAAGGUUCUUUCCAAACUUCUUGCACAACGACAGGAAACGCUUCAGUUUGGCAGCCGUGGCUUUGGCACUGAUUGGCACCUGUUUGGCAAUCAUUCAUCCGGCCAUAAACGCAUUCGCUUUAAUGACUUUGGGAAUCCCUUCCGUAAUUCUGCUGAUACAUGAAGUUAGAAGAGAGAAGAACGAGAGGAUCCAUAGGUUAGGAGUCCGUUGUGCUUCCGUUUGGGUUCUAGCAGUAUUCUGUUGGGUCAACGAUAGACUCUUGUGUGAUGCAUGGUCAGCAAUAAAGUUUCCAUAUCUCCAUGGCCUUUGGCACAUUUUCAUCUUUAUAGCGUCGUACACGGCUUGCGUGCUCUUUGCCUACUUCUCGGUACGUGAGGAAAGACCAGAGAAGAAGGCAAUCCUUCGAUACUGGCCGAGAAACGACUUCGAAUUGGGUAUACCAUACGUUCUUAUCAAAACCCACCACAAGGAUAGUGAAAUUUAAGGUAAUAUAAUCUCUAAUCAUAAGCAUACUAAUCAUUUUCGGAAUCUCUACUUAAUGUGAUGAAAUUAUGUGAUAUAUCUUUUUUUAUCUAACAAAAUCAACAAAUAUAUAUGUAUACUAUCUUUUUGUAUGUAUUUGUCGCUCUUAUACUCGAUUUUAAUAAAGAACUUAACUCUUCUUCGUUUCCUUUAUUCUUUCUUCCAUGCAGACUAGAUAACCCAGUUGCAUAACUAAUUAAUUUUUUUGCAUAUUUUAAGAAAAGUUAUUAUAAAU
Molecule: messenger RNA, 2276 nt
Organism: Nicrophorus vespilloides
Lineage: Eukaryota; Metazoa; Arthropoda; Insecta; Coleoptera; Silphidae
Product: alkaline ceramidase
Exons: 5
Coding region: 1179-2003 (274 amino acids)
Biological process (GO): ceramide metabolic process
Cellular component (GO): membrane
Molecular function (GO): hydrolase activity, acting on carbon-nitrogen (but not peptide) bonds, in linear amides
Source: RefSeq, a predicted model, not a curated record